Messenger RNA from Cordyceps militaris CM01, 2085 nucleotides. RefSeq lists its product as uncharacterized. Lineage: Eukaryota; Fungi; Ascomycota; Sordariomycetes; Hypocreales; Cordycipitaceae. The record is from RefSeq and is a predicted model, not a curated record. Bases 1 to 2085 code for a protein of 694 amino acids. The transcript is spliced from 2 exons.
AUGGCCACUCGCGAGUCGGACCCGCCAAAGAAGCCAAUUGCAAGUCCCCCCCACCCUCUUAUUUUCACAGCAUCACUUCCAACUAACCUAGCUAUCAAAGUUAUACCCAACCCGAUCAUACUGAUAUCCGCGCGCGAAAGCUUCGAAUCUCGUCCACCACUCAUUACAUCCACAUCCCUUCCAUUCAUCUCCUUCAUCCCCGUACCAAGUAACCCCAGGAAUGAAGCAGUCAUCAUGAAGUUUUGGGGUGACUUGUAUUGGCGUUCCACACACUCCUUCGCCUAUCAGGCGACCCUUCUCCUUCUCAAUCUCCUUGUCACCCUGUUCCACGACAUCCUGCGCUACUUCAGGUACCACAGGAACCAGCUUCUCUUCAACGAUUCCGUUUUUGACGCCUUUUUCAUUGCUUCCGCUCUUCUUGACAAGAACAAGGACUUCCAACCCCGUGUUUCUGCCCGCAAACACGCAGCCAAGCAACUUGUCGGUCCCCAGGAGCCUACCGUCAAAGAACCAGCCGCUAGAAAGCAGUCCAUGCCCGUGACCGCCGCCAUCCUUGACGAUAACUUCGAUCUCGUCGCUGUCUUUGCCAUCAUUGCUGAAAGAGCCAAGCAGUUUGGCAUCGACACUGGCCUCUCAGGACUCGACGCCCCACAGUGCCCGUCAUUCUUCUACCAACAGCCCCGGUCCUCUGUCGCCCCGAUCCUGUCCAAAUAUAUCAACCAAGCACAGCAAUGCCAUUCGCCCGCUGCCCUCAAAUACCGGCGCGGCCAGAACAAGCCCGUCUCCAAAACCAAGAACAGCCGCAUCCUCAAGGAUCUACACGACAAGCUCAACGGGCUGUCGCCAUCCAGAGGCGUGCCACACGAGCCACUCACCUUCAAGUACCUCCUUCCCUUCAACGGGGGGUUUGUUCUGAUCGCCCACUCUAAGUCUGGCUUCUCAUUCUGGGUCUAUGCCCCCACCACCCCGGGUCAAAGUGGUACUCCUGGUGCUGGUGCCGGUGCCGGUCGCGGCAAGGGCAGCCGCGUUGGGCGACGCACUGGCGCCGGCCCUCGAGGCCUUCGUGGCCGCCCUAGCCGUGGUGGUGGCAGCGUUGGCAAAGGCAUUGGUCUCGGCAAUGGCGGAGAGGAUGAGGGCGAUAUGAGCGACGAAAAGAGCAAUCCUGACAAGGACAACCGCGACGCUGAAGACGGUCCGCCCAACUCCACCUACUACGCCUGUCCCUUCUACAAGUUCGAUCCAAGCAAGCACUUUCGCUGCUAUCGGAAGUAUGAAUUGAGAAGGUACUCCGAUGUCAAGCAGCAUAUCCUGCGGUGCCAUUCACUUGGAAACCUUUACUGCUCAAAUUGCUGGACGACCUGGAAGGAUGGUCAAGAUGUGCAGUGGGAGGCUCACUCAGCGAUGUGCUAUCUGCGCGUGCCUGAGCCAGAGCCUCUGCGCCCUAGGGAAGCGGCGGCACUCAAUGAGCUUAAUUUCGGCCACAUCAAUGAUGCCGAAAAGUGGUACAUGAUGUGGGAUCUUCUGUUUUUCAACCAUCCCCGCCCUGACUCCCCUUUCAUGGACCCCGGCCUGGGCGAAUUUCUUUGGCUUCUCACAAUAGCUGGAGAGGAGCUGAUGCGGCACUUUCCUUCAAUGACUUUGCCUAUACAGGCUAAUGUCGUCAACCGACCGCAGGCAUUACACAGUCUCGUUGAACAGAUCCAUGCCAUCUAUAGCUUUCCUUUUACUUCGGACCCAACUCGAGCGCCGAGAUAUAGGCGGCAGCAUGCCAUCGAUCAACAACAACAACAAUUACAAGCCCAGGAACAAGCUCGACAGGAGCAACAAAACAGACAGGCGCAACAAGCUCAACAGGCCCAACAGGCCCAACAGGCUCAACAGGCUCAACAGGAGGCGCAUCAGGCUCAACAGGCCCACCAAGAUGUCGAUCCAGGUCUCCUUGAGCAUAUCCCUGCGUAUGAUAUCAUGGAAGAGGACCUCGAUCAAUUCCUUGAUUUCGAGGCUGUUCUUGACGCGCAUAAUAAUGGCAGCUUUAUGCCUGGUCCUCCUCAACCCCCAGCGCCGCCGGCACCGCACGGAUUUUAA